Molecule: messenger RNA, 900 nt
Organism: Filobasidium floriforme
Lineage: Eukaryota; Fungi; Basidiomycota; Tremellomycetes; Filobasidiales; Filobasidiaceae
Exons: 1
Coding region: 1-900 (299 amino acids)
Source: RefSeq, a predicted model, not a curated record
AUGGACGCAGCGGCGACAGCCGCUAAUGCCAAACGAGAUGCCGCUCGAGCCAGUGUCGCCCGGAGCGCUCAAGCUCUAGCUAGACGCAGGGCAGCGGAUAGGCGGAGAGCGCGAAUCCAAGCCGCUACCGGUGUCGAUCCUGGGGAUCAGGAAUCGGUCGUCGAUAACACCGAAAUUGACCAGGCGGAUUUCGUCCCAGAUGCGACUGUACCUACCUUGCCUCGCCGGUGGAUCCAACGUACGCCUCUCGCGGCUGGGACCAUCGACUCGGCCGAGUAUCAUGAGUUGAUCCGAGAGUUUCCAACGAGGACCGACGGCUCUACAGAGCCGGAAUACCACCCGCUCAAGAGCGAUCUACGAGCAUUCUCGGCAGCUGGCCCUGAUGCCAACCGUCAGGCGACGAUGAAAGCAGCCUUGAACAAGAUGGUCAGAGCCAGACGACUCAAUGCGAGGAUUCCCGCGCCCGCCAAUUACGAAGAAGUUGUCGACCUGUAUGACGACACCGAUGCUGCGCGGUCGUUAUUGGACUCGCUCUAUCCUUCUUCGCAUUCAGAUUAUCAAACGUCUGGUCCGAGGUUGAAGGCAUGGCAGCGCGCGGUAUUGUUCUACGAGGCCCUUGACCCGAACAGCAACAACGUCGGGAAUGACGGCUGGAAUCCGGCCAAGAGAGCCCUGCUACCGAAUAUCGACCACGUAAUGCGAGAUUUUGGAGACGGUCCUGACGGAUGGCCUACCUGGAUUUCCGAUCCUACCUCGCCCGACAAAGGCGGUCAGAUCGACCCCACUACCUCUGACGCUGCCAGAUACCGUGCCUGGGUCGUCGUCAAGACCCUGUCGAAUCCUAUUGUUCUCCCGCACGCCUAUUGUUCUCCCAGAACAAUAGACCGCAUGGAACAAUAA